GAGUCACGUGGUCGGAGCCCGGGACCCGCCGUCGCUGCUGCUCGCGCGCCAGUCAGGCGGUGCUCAGGAGUUUGAACGCGGCCAACGGCCGCCUGGUCAGCGCAACCAAUACACAAACAUAACCCCCCGCCCCGCCCGUCGCUUAAUUGACCUUCGGACCCCUUUUUCAAUGGCAGUCUGGUGCCGCGCGCGACCUCUGCCUUGUCAAACGCUUGUCCGGUUGCUUCUCCUGCCUGGUCUCCCUCGGCGCUGUUCAGAGGCCCCGCCCGGCCCGCGGCUGCCAUGGGCCGAGGCCGGACUGAGACCGAGACCGAGGCAGAUGAUUACGGCUAUAAUUUAUUCCCCGAGCGUCAGGCUGGAAAGCAGCAGCAGCAGCAGAAGAAGAGCGUGUUGACAGAAAGCCUCUUCACCUUCCACCACAAAUGUCAGGUGAUGCUGAAAGUGGCCAUGGACACAAGUCCAUAUGCAAAACUUCUUAUAGAUGCCAUGAAAGGCUCAGGGUGUGCUAUUUAUAAAGAUCGUCACUUUUCAUGUGAAGAAUGUGAUGGAACAGUCAGUGGAGGUUUUGAUGCUGAAACAUCACAGAUUGUUAUAUGUCAGAAUAAUAUCCAUCAACAACCUCACAUGAAUCGUGUCGUAUCCCAUGAAUUAAUACAUGCAUUUGAUCACUGUCGAGCACAUGUUGAUUGGUUCCAAAAUGUAAAACAUCUGGCCUGCUCAGAGAUUCGAGCAGCAAAUCUCAGUGGUGAUUGUACCUUUCAAAAUGAACUCAGUAGAUUCAACUUUGGUCUAAAGCAACACCAGCAAAAAUGUGUACGUGAACGAGCCCUUCGGUCAAUACUGGCUGUUCGAAAAGUCAGCCAGGAGGCUGCAGAAAAAGCUGUUGAUGAAGUUUUUGAUAGCUGCUUUAAUGACCAUGAACCUUUUGGUAGAAUUCCGCAUGAUAAAAAAGAUGCAAAAUAUGCCCAAAGGGAUUUUCAGAACAGAGAUCGAUAUUACUCAAAUCUUUGAAAAGGGAAAUGUCAGACCUCUUUGUGAAUGCAGUACCAUUGAUUUGUAAUAAAGAACUGUCACAAUUAUUACAUAA
Molecule: messenger RNA, 1087 nt
Organism: Callorhinchus milii (elephant shark)
Lineage: Eukaryota; Metazoa; Chordata; Chondrichthyes; Chimaeriformes; Callorhinchidae
Gene: atp23
Product: ATP23 metallopeptidase and ATP synthase assembly factor homolog
Exons: 6
Coding region: 283-1011 (242 amino acids)
Biological process (GO): mitochondrial protein processing; mitochondrial proton-transporting ATP synthase complex assembly
Cellular component (GO): extrinsic component of mitochondrial inner membrane
Molecular function (GO): metalloendopeptidase activity
Source: RefSeq, a predicted model, not a curated record